GCCAACCUUCCUUCUGGCGCUCGGCUCGUCCAAGCAGGCCAGGCAGGCCAGGCAAGCCAGGCAGCCAGGCAGGCUACAGGCAGACGACUGUGGUCGGCGCGCGCUGGCGGGGGCACGCUGGCUCUCCACUCGCAGCAACUCUGGACAACUCAUCUUGCUCUUCAUCACUCACUCUCCAAUCUUCAACACUCAUCUCUACUUGCCCGUCCCCUCUCUUCUCUACUAGCGAGCAUAAUCAAACAUGGCUCUCAAGCGCAUCAACAAGGAGCUCAUCGACCUCGGCCGUGACCCUCCAUCCUCGUGCUCGGCGGGUCCUAUUGGCGACAACCUCUUCCAGUGGCAGGCGACGAUCAUGGGUCCUUCUGACUCGCCGUACUCGGGUGGUGUGUUCUUCCUUUCUCUCACCUUCCCCACCGACUACCCCUUUAAGCCUCCCAAGGUCUCGUUCACCACCAAGAUCUACCACCCUAACAUCAACGCCAACGGUUCCAUCUGCUUGGACAUCCUGCGAGACCAGUGGAGCCCAGCUCUGACCAUCUCGAAGGUUCUCCUUUCGAUUUGCUCCAUGCUUACCGACCCCAACCCCGAUGACCCGCUUGUCCCCGAGAUCGCGCACACGUACAAGACGGACCGUGCGCGUUACGAGGCCACCGCCCGGGAAUGGACUCACAAGUAUGCGACGUAGUAGCGUCAGUUGGUGGUGACACAUUCCAUGGAUAUAUUCCAUGUCAUCCGCGGGAGUUCUCUUCAUCGACGACUAGUUGUGAUCUGUUGCAUCACCUGUCGCUGUCUGUUGUGGUGUUGCACAACAUCGGG
Messenger RNA from Cutaneotrichosporon oleaginosum, 816 nucleotides. RefSeq lists its product as uncharacterized. Gene Ontology annotation, biological process: protein polyubiquitination. The record is from RefSeq and is a predicted model, not a curated record. Gene Ontology annotation, molecular function: ubiquitin conjugating enzyme activity. Lineage: Eukaryota; Fungi; Basidiomycota; Tremellomycetes; Trichosporonales; Trichosporonaceae. Gene Ontology annotation, cellular component: nucleus.